CGGUACGUUUAAAAUAUGGUCUAAAUUCUGUAGGGAUAAUACGUGGCGCUGAUUGUACUAUGGGAUUGAGAUCUGAAGUUAGACACUAUCUGAAACUAGCUUCAGAUUCUAAAAACUAACGAAAACAGAAUAUUAUGUAGGUGGUGAAAAGAAUUAAACAACGUUUAAAAAUAUUAAAAAAAUAGUAAAAAAAGAAUACAAAAAAUCAUGGUGAAACUUGUUGUAUUUCUGGAUGUAUAAGUGGUUCUUUAAAAGAUAGUGGAAUUCGUUCAUCUCAAAAUAUAAAACAAGCAAGUCUGUUUGGAAUACCAAAGGUAAGUCAUGUUUGAAUUGUUUGAAUUAUUUAUCCAUGUUCCCAAAAUAUUUGUUGAUUAACAUUGAUUUCUCAUUAAAUUUGAAAAAUAAUAAGUAACACAGUGACGUUAAUUCAAAAUCAUUAAAUUUAUUUCAUAGGACGCUACGCUGCUAGCACAAUGGUCUUCUAUUUUGAACAUGACUUUAACGAAACAUCAUUGUAUCUGCGAUUAUCAUUUUAAAGAAGAAGAUAUUGUGAAAUCGCGGAAGAUUGAUUAUUCAAGUGGAAUAAUCAAAGAAUAUGAAUUGAAACGAUGGACCCUAUUGCCAAAUGCUGUACCAGUUAACCUACAGCCAAGACAAUAUGAUAUUGAAGUAAAGUUUUAUAGAAAAUUUCAUUGACUUUCAAAGAUAUUACAAACUUUGUACUAACUUUAAAUGUAGCUUUCAGAAAAUCAAGAAAACCUGCACUAUCAAACGGUUAAAAUAAUAAAUGACGAUAAAUUUUCAAAGAAGCCAACCAUCAAUGUGCGAAAGCCUUUUCAACAGUUGGACAAUCGUAUUAACAUUAGAAAAAAACCAGCGUCAACAUCAAUCGAAAAGAUCUCGCCUUCGCUGAUAAAAAUCCGAAAAACUGCAAGUUCUGACGAUAAAUAUCCACAAUUUAUUUCACAUAAAACAUCAUUAAAUAGUAUACCUGAUCAACCAGUAGACAAGAUGCAAAUUGCUGUGAACAAUGUAGAGACAAGAUUUGAUGCAGAACAAGUUUUUUUAAAUGAAAUCGAUUCAAACAAUGUUAGUUAAAGCUUGAUGUAUGAGUAGGUUCAUGAUUGAAGUAUAUACCAAAAUUUUCUACAGAUCCUUAAUUUUUUUCCAGACUCCUAGGAAUAUUAAGGAAUUGUUGGACUCUUUUUUGAGUGUGAUGCCUGAGUAUUGGUAUUAUAUACUUUAUGAUAACCAAUUAGUACUUGUUUAUACUGAUCCCUUUAGGGAAACCGAAAAAUUUCACGUUUUUAUACAAGAUGAUUUUUCAGUAAUGGUUUUAUUCAAGAAGAAAAGACAACUCAGCUUAAACUUGAAAGUUACUACUUCUGCAGAUCUUUCUAAGCUUCUUGAAGAAGUGAAGCGAACACCCGUUUGUGAAGGAACAGGAAUUGAAGAAACGAGCGUCUCUGGAAAUUGUCCCGGUCUCAUUCUGAACAAUUAUAAACGGCUACCACGGAAUCCGAGAUGUUUUGCAUGCCGCACUCUUCGUGAUCGACUCUUCACUAAAGCAGCUACACAGCGUACUGCUGCAAAAAUACAAAUCUCAAAUAACACUGAAACGACUUAAAAACAAAUGUAAUCGCUUACAGAAAAAGGCUAUAACAGAUUUUUUGGUAGAAUGGGAGUCUGGUAUGGAAAUUUUAGGCGAUUCUAUGCCUUUUUCUGAAAGUACAUUAGUGGGUUUUAAAGUAACACUAGCUUCAACACUUGAAAUAACUGAUAUGAUGCAUAAUGAAUGUGGCUUUGAGUACUUUAUGACAUCUCGUCUAUCACAGGAUUAUCUAGAGCAACUUUUUUCAAUAAUGAGGUACAGCUGUGGAUCUAACGAGCACCCAGACGCGAAAUUGUUUUUGCAAGUUUUCAGAUUAUUCUGUCUGUUUUCGCUAAUUCGACCACCUAAAGGUAGCAAUGUGACCGGGGUUGAAUUGCUUCAAAGUUUUAUUCAGAAUAAAGACACUAUAAAAGCUUCAAAAAAAACUCAUGAAGAGUGGAUUCUUAAACUCUAUGAAGCUUUGGAAAAUUGUGCUUUGCCAGGUGACCAGGUUCUUUUGUAUGGAAAUGAACAGGGUCAAAAAGAAGCAAGUGAUAAUGAUAACUCCAAAGAUUUGAACCAAAUUAAUUUACCUAAGACUGUUCGAGAGAAUGAAGACAAGCUCAUAGAUCAUGACUAUAAUGUAACUUAUACUAGUGAACAAGUAUUAGCAUAUUUGGCUGGCUAUGUGUCCCGUAAAAUGAAAAAAAAAUACGAAUUCUGCAAAAAUUGUUUUGAUUCUUUAUCUUCGGCUGGAUCGGUAGAAGAGAAUCAACAAAAUGAAUUAAUCAACGAACUGUCCUUGUAUGGCGGCCUAGCAUAUCCCAGUCAGGGAUUGUUUGAAUUAACUCGCCGGUUAGAAAAUACAGUUUUGGAUGUUGUUGGGAAAAAGGGAAUUGAAGGGAAUACUAUACAAAUGAUUUUUGAUCGAAUUACUCAAAUUCAAUUGCCCAAAAUUGGUUGCCACGAACAUUCUCUAUUGUUAACAAGAGAGAUUAUUAUUUAUCAUUUAACCAUGAGAGGACAUUUCUUGGCCAAAACAUUGAACAAGGAGUAUAUAGGGAAAAAAAAUAAAAGUAAAAUGUAUAAGAAAUUAUCAAGAUUGUGA
Molecule: messenger RNA, 2699 nt
Organism: Diorhabda carinulata
Lineage: Eukaryota; Metazoa; Arthropoda; Insecta; Coleoptera; Chrysomelidae
Exons: 6
Coding region: 1692-2699 (335 amino acids)
Source: RefSeq, a predicted model, not a curated record